GUGACACGGUGGGGAGAUGGGCUCUAUCCGCUGGGCAUUCCGCUGCAGUGCGUGGACACCGAGUAGAUCUGAAUGGUUGCUGGCUGCUCGAUGCAUUCAGAAGGAGGAGAAAGACAGGAUCGGACAGUUCAUGUUCGCCAAGGACGCUAAGUCCGCUAUGGCUGGCCGCUUGCUGCUCCGGAGGUUCGUGUGCGAGAGGAUGGGGAUCCCCUGGGCAGAGAUCAGACUGGAGCGAUCCCCCCGAGGGAAGCCGGUCCUGGCGGCCCCGCUGAAGGUCCGUUCAGACUCAGAUGAGUCCUGGAGUUUCAACCUCUCCCACCAAGGGGACUACACGGUGCUUGCAGCGGAGCAGGGUGUGGAGGUUGGGGUGGAUGUGAUGAAGACCACCAUGCCAGGUAGCAGCUCUGUGCCUGAGUUUUUCCGCAUCAUGACUCGUCAGUUUACAGCUUACGAGUGGAGCGUCAUCCAAUCAGCUGGCUCGGAGCAAAAGCAGCUCGCCACUUUCUACCGCCACUGGACCCUGAAAGAGAGCUUCAUCAAGGCCAUCGGCACAGGCCUGGGCUUCAACCUGCAGAGGAUAGAGUUCCACCUGCCGGGUGAACCUCUCACCCAGAACCAGGUGCUGCGGCAGACCAGGAUGCAUCUGGAUGAGGAAGAAGAGGAGAACUGGAUAUUUGAGGAGAGCCUGCUGGAUGCCAGCCAUCAUGUCGCCGUAGCACUUGGACUACAGGACACACCAGGCUCUGCAGCGCUUCCUUCAUCGCUUCCGUCUCCCACCCCGUUUACGCUGCUCUCGUUCAGUGAGCUCAUCUCCUCGGCCUCGCCGCUAACAGAAGAAGACCCUGCCUAUUGGGAGAGUUUCAGAAUGAAGGCCGAAGCCCCGCAGAGACAGAGGGAUACGAGCACAUCCACAUAACAGACUGUGUCACACUGAAACUUGUCACACACACACACACACACACACAUAUUAUCUUUCAGCUCUUAGGUUUAACAUAGUUGGACAUGGAGGUGGGGUGCGACAGGUGGAAUUGUUCUUGGAAUGUGUUAAAAAAAAUAAGUUCAUAUUUAUUUUCCUCCUCCUUUUUUGAGAAAAUUAAGCAUAAAUCUUGUAAAUUUUCACUUAUUUUGGGGUUGGAGACUAGACAUUCUCCUGGCAACCCUUUUAAACAUGCCAUACUUGUAUAGUAGUUUUCUAAUUGUACUGUCAUGAACUUUAGAAUACUAUGUAGCACUGUGUGUAUUUAAGCUUUGAAC
Cololabis saira (Pacific saury) is the source of this 1254-nucleotide messenger RNA. RefSeq names its product aminoadipate-semialdehyde dehydrogenase-phosphopantetheinyl transferase (gene aasdhppt). Gene Ontology annotation, molecular function: magnesium ion binding; holo-[acyl-carrier-protein] synthase activity. Gene Ontology annotation, cellular component: cytosol. The record is from RefSeq and is a predicted model, not a curated record. The transcript has 7 exons. Bases 17 to 916 code for a protein of 299 amino acids. NCBI's taxonomy places the organism in Eukaryota, Metazoa, Chordata, Actinopteri, Beloniformes, Belonidae.